Messenger RNA from Lathyrus sativus (Indian pea), 375 nucleotides. Lineage: Eukaryota; Viridiplantae; Streptophyta; Magnoliopsida; Fabales; Fabaceae. The record is from the annotation of a GenBank genome assembly.
AUGCUUGAGGACAGCAGCUGUAACUUAUGUCAUGCCGAGGAAGAAACGAUGAAUCAUCUUUUUUUCUCUUGUCAAGUGACCAGUCACAUAUGGAAGGAAGUGCUCGAUUGGUUUAACAUCUCUCAUGAUCCUCAACCGUGGGAUGUUGAGAUGAUUUGGCUCACCAAGUUAACAAAGGGAAAGGGCUGGAAAGCGGAAAUUUUGAGGAUGUUAGCCGCUGAAACUAUAUACAACAUCUGGGGUUAUAAGAAUGACAAAACUUUUGGCAACACUAUAGAUAAUACAACCACAAUAUCUAACAUCAUUGACUGUGUGAUCUAUCGUGGGUGGAACAACACUAGGAUUAGGAAACAUCUUGUUAAUUUUAUGAUGUAA